GGAUUACAGAAGAAACAUAAUUCAUAGCCAGCAACAUUGUUCCCGGGAAGCACAACUUCUCGUGAUGUCUACCGAAACCGAGGCAUGGUUCAAAAAUGAGGUGCAUUUUUGGCGAUGUCUUAACUUUAUUAAGUACUUGCUGAUAAUUCAAGAACUAUUCACACCCUUCGCAAUCAUCGUCUUGCACUUGAGCAUUUGGCAUCCUUUUGCAGGAAUUUUCGAUUGGUUUGCAUCAUUUUUGAGCGUUCAACGGUUAUGCUACCACUUUGCACUGAUAUCGGUGACCCUGCUGUUGGCAUUUCACCAUGCUAUCUUCUUCGAAGUGUCACCAGUGGUGCACUCGACACGACUUGGACAGAUUUGGCACAGCGUCAAUCCUCACAAUUUAGUCAAGACUAUCAUCUACGGCAUACUGGGUGGCACGGCUGUUCGCGCGUUCCUGGGAUUGUCAAGUGGCCCUUUCGGAGAACUGGUCGUGCCUUGCGGAGCUGAAGGAGACGGCCAGUGUCUGAAUGAAGCUCACUUCUUUCUUGUGCUCCAUGGCGUCUUCACAGCAAUUGCUUUCCACAUCUCCUACGUUGUACGAGGACGUUGCUACGUGCCCUUUCCUGUGAUACAGCUAUCCAAGUUUGUCCGGAUGAACGUUGGUUCUCUACUUUGGAGGGCGACUAUCGACGCACUGAAAAACAUUUACAUAUUCUAUGUGCUGUACUACAUCCUUGGCUCAGCCCCGCAUAACUGGAUUGUGAGAAGCCUCGGAUUACAUGCUGGGGACGAUAGUCAGCUGAGAAGCCUCGGAGGGCUUUUGAACUUCAAGCUAUUCUGGGCUGCGUGGUGGACAGCAGCUGUGCUUCGCUUCGCUUGUGAGCUGACUGUUACACUGCGGAAUAUCUUCUUUACAGAGAGGCUGCAGUUUCCAGUGGAAGCCACAUUUAAAGAAGAACAGCCGCAGCAGUUGAUAAACGUUUUGCGUUGCAAAAACAGCCCGCUCCUUCAGUGCCUGGGAUUCCUGGAUUUUCGGUUCCUCGCAGAACAUUCUCCGCAGAGAAGGGCGCAGAUAUUUUCUGUCAGUAGUCCAGGUGGCCACCCGCUACACUGGAAUGCAUUUUCUGGCGAAUGCCUCGCUCUCAUUCGUGAAUUCACCAAGUCCCUGGUGACUGCUAUCCAGCCACCUCAGUCUUCACCUCCUGCCAAGGCACCAGCGUCAGUGGGAACUCCGUCGCGAGACCAGACUGUCCGGUUCCGAAAACUGGCUCCAGAAUGGGGCACACAUUGCAUUACAGGGUCUGGAACACCUGGCCCAUUUUCUCCCAUGAAGCCUGAACCACCUGCGCAGAGCCUAUUCGCUAUGCUUGUAGAGAAACUCUGGAAGCAGCCGUUGGUGGCAUACUUCACGGCGGACUUGCCAGAAGCAAGGAGCAAAAAGUUGUUCGCCGAGUGCCAGCCACUUGUUUGGGCUGUGGAAGGCUUUUGUCUGCUCAUACGUGCAUCGUACAAGGAAGACAAGUUUGGAGUGGUGCAGACCACCCUGUCCAAUACCCUCUCUGCUCUGCUUGAAUUGGACCAGGUCCUGGAUAGACAUAACAAAGGGUCGUCUGGCAUUCGACGCGCUCCUGGCAUCGUCCUCAGUCGAGAUGUGCAACUCAGGAAGGCACUGGGAUCUGCAGUUAUCUCUGGAAUCUAUCAGAUUGUCACGACAUUUGGAAAACAUCUGAGGAGUGUGACACUGAGUGAAGAACAUUCUCGAAGGCUAGCACAGUUUGCGGAAUUUGGCAGAUGAGGAAAACCCCGAGUGAAUGAAUGAAGAAUGUGCAUUGAUUUUUUGUGUUUGUGCCACACAUUGUCACGUUUCAGUAGAUGCAAAGCUUGCAUUUGCCUCGUCUUCAUUAUCCAUCAAGAAGCCAUAAGACGGUCUCUACAGUACCUACUAUAAAGAGUCAUCAACCA
This is a messenger RNA of Ornithodoros turicata, 1947 nucleotides long. RefSeq names its product nucleoporin NDC1-like (gene Ndc1). Gene Ontology annotation, molecular function: protein-macromolecule adaptor activity. The record is from RefSeq and is a predicted model, not a curated record. Gene Ontology annotation, biological process: nuclear pore organization. Lineage: Eukaryota; Metazoa; Arthropoda; Arachnida; Ixodida; Argasidae. Bases 65 to 1780 code for a protein of 571 amino acids. The transcript is spliced from 17 exons. Gene Ontology annotation, cellular component: nuclear pore transmembrane ring.